Molecule: messenger RNA, 1150 nt
Organism: Colletotrichum acutatum
Lineage: Eukaryota; Fungi; Ascomycota; Sordariomycetes; Glomerellales; Glomerellaceae
Product: UMTA methyltransferase
Exons: 6
Coding region: 134-1030 (298 amino acids)
Molecular function (GO): methyltransferase activity
Source: RefSeq, a predicted model, not a curated record
UGUCGACUAUCCGGUCGAAUACGGAAGAAGAUAUCACGCUUUCCGACCUGGAUGUGAGUGUAACUUUCGUUGCAUCGCUCUUUGCUGCUUGGUCUAAUUUACAUGGUGUCUUUAGCUUACUCCUUUCCAAACGAUGAGGUUUGUUAACAAAUCCAGAAACCAACCUCAGAAUUUGAAAGACUCUAAACUCAUGCAGCGCGAGAUGGAACGCAUGGACAUAGCCCAUGCACUCAUGGUCAGAUCAAUUGGCAACAGGCUGUUCCUGGCACCCCUCAGGGCGGGAACUCUUCACCGAGUUUUGGACAUUGGGACAGGCACUGGAAUAUGGUCAAUUGAAAUGGGCGAUAUUUUCGAAAACGCGGAGAUUAUCGGAAACGACUUGAGUCCCAUUCAACCUGGAUGGGUCCCGGCGAACGUAAGAUUCGAAAUUGACGAUGUCGAGAGCCCUUGGGUCAACGAGCACAAAUAUGACUACAUCUUUUGUCGAUACAUGCUCAUCUCAAUUCAAGACUGGCCUAGGCUUAUCAGAAACAUGUAUGACAACGUCAACCCAGGCGGAUGGGUCGAGAUCCAGGACAUGGAUGGGCUGUACUACUCAGACGACGGCACCUACACAGAAGAUCACGCCACGCGCCAGUGGAACAGGCAGUACGUUGACGCCUGCGAGGCCAUGGGCCGCACCGCCCGCCCGGGCCCCCAGCUCGAAGGCUGGGUCCGGGACGCCGGGUUCCAAAACGUCACGCACCAGCGGUUCAAGGUGCCCAUUGGGCCCUGGGCAAAGGACGAGUACUACGCCGAUGUCGGCAUGUUGAACCUGGUUCAGCUCCUCGACGGCCUGGAGGGCUUCACGCUGAAAAUCUUUUGCGGGUUCUUGGGACAGACCAAGGAGGAAGUCAUGGUCUUGCUCGCAAGAGUUCGCAAGGAGUUGAAGGAGGGCGCGUGCCAUGCCAUUUUUGACCAUCACGUUGUUUACGCUCAGAGGCCCUUCGAAGAUGAGGAAAACAACGGAGAGGCGCCACCGCCGGUAUGAAGAAAUUCGGUUCAUGGAAGACAAGCGUAGUUCCAAUCGAAGGAUUACAGGCUACCGCAAUAAUUAUGCAAGACCUCAAGUUAUCCAAUUCUAUGUAAAGUGCUAGACGGCCUAGUCCAC